CUCGCGAUGUGACCGCUUCCUGAGGCUCCUCCUCCUCCUCUUCCUCCUCCUCCUCCUCCUCCCUCGGCCUCUUCUUUCUUCCCGUGUUCCCCGGCAGAGGAAGGUACAGAGCAUGGAGAAUGAUGAAUUUCCGUCAGAGGAUGGGAUGGAUUGGUGUGGGAUUAUACCUAAUAGCAAGUGCAGCUGCAUUUUACUAUGUCUUCGAAAUCAACGAGACUUACAACAGACUAGCACUUGAGCACAUUCAGCAGCCCCCUGAAAAACUUAAAGAAGAAACUACGUGGAUGCACUCCUUAAAAACACGGCUGCUGUCGGUACCCUUUUGGCUGUGGACCAUUAUCUUUUUAAUCCCUUAUUUACAGAUGUUCUUGUUCCUUUACUCCUGUACAAGAGCGGAUCCUAAAACAGUGGGAUAUUGCAUCAUUCCUAUUUGCUUGGCUGUUGUUUGCAAUCGACAUCAAACAUUUGUGAAGGCCUCCAAUCAAAUCAGCAGACUGCAACUGAUUGACACUUGAAUGGAUCCGUGCUUUUCCAUGAGUGUUUUUACAUAAUCUGAAGAUGCUUGGCUGUGUCCGUUGAAAAUAUGAAUGCAAUUUGAAAUUCUUUUCAUCAGUGUUAACUACUGAAUAGAACACUAACUUUGUCUUUUUUAAACACGUUCAUUCAAAGUAUGGGUAUGUUCAAAUUGGUGGAAUAACAGCCUCCUUUGAGAUUAGAGGAUGACAUUCUUCAUAUUUGCCUUAUAAUGCAGAAUUUCUACACUCCACUGGAAGCUUUUGAGAAAAAAUGUUUUUGAAACCUUACAUCACUGUGUCCCUUGCCCCCAUCCUGAAGAGGAGAAUCAGUGAAAAUUGACUCGUCUGUUGUUAUAAUUUGUACAUUUUGGAAUGAUCGUACAAAUGGCAUUUAAUACAUUGUUGUGCUUUCUUCUUCAAUAAUGUUGCACUCAAUAAAACAGGGCUCUAUUCAUAGACACAGAAGAACAUAAA
Anolis sagrei ordinatus is the source of this 989-nucleotide messenger RNA. RefSeq names its product lysosomal enzyme trafficking factor (gene LYSET). The record is from RefSeq and is a predicted model, not a curated record. NCBI's taxonomy places the organism in Eukaryota, Metazoa, Chordata, Lepidosauria, Squamata, Anolidae.